AUGGCAUCAGCGAUCCACAUGCCAGGCCCAGUAUGCCUCAUUGAAAACACUGAAGGGCAUCUGGUGGUGAAUUCAGAAGCUCUGGAGAUCCUCUCUGCCAUUACACAGCCUGUAGCAGUGGUGGCAAUUGUGGGCCUCUACCGCACAGGCAAAUCCUACCUGAUGAACAAGCUGGCUGGGAAGAACAAAGGCUUCCCUCUGGGCUGCACAGUGAAGUCUGAAACCAAAGGCAUCUGGAUGUGGUGUGUGCCCCAUCCCUCUAAGUCAAACCACUCCCUGGUCCUUCUGGACACGGAGGGCCUGGGUGAUAUGGAAAAGAGUGACCCUAAGAAUGACUCUUGGAUCUUUGCCCUGGCUGUGCUUCUAAGCAGCAGCUUUAUCUACAACAGCAUGAACACCAUCAACCACCAGGCCCUGGAGCAGCUGCACUAUGUGACUGAACUAACAGAGCUAAUCAGGGCAAAAUCCUGCCCCAAACCUGAUGAAGUUGAGGACUCCAGCGAGUUUGUGAGUUUCUUUCCAGACUUUAUUUGGACUGUUCGGGAUUUUACCCUGGAGUUGAAUUUAGAUGGACACCCCAUCACAGAAGAUGAAUACCUGGAGAAUGCCUUGAAGCUGAUUCCAGGCAAUAAUCCCCAAAUCCAAAAUUCUAACAAGCCCAGGGAGUGGAUCAGGCAUUUCUUUCCAAAACGGAAGUGCUUUGUCUUUGACCGGCCAACAAAUGACAAAAAACUCUUACUCCAUGUUGAAGAAGUACCAGAAGACCAACUGGAUAGUAAUUUUCAGGUGCAAUCAGAAAACUUCUGUUCUUAUAUCCUCACCCAUGCAAAGACCAAGACCCUGAGGGAGGGAAUCCUUGUCACUGGAAACCGGCUGGGGAUGCUGGUGGAGACCUACCUGGAUGCCAUCAACAGUGGAGCGGUGCCUUGUCUGGAGAAUGCAAUGGCAGCUCUGGCCCAGCGUGAGAACUCAGCAGCCGUGCAGAGGGCAGCUGACCACUACAGCCAGCGGAUGGCCCAGCAAGUGAAAUUCCCCACAGACACGCUCCAGGACCUGCUGGACGUGCACACGGCCUGUGAGAGGGAAGCCAUUGCAGUCUUCAUGGAGCACUCCUUCAAGGAUAAAAACCAGGAAUUUCAGAAGAAGCUUGUGGACACCAUGGAGAAAAAGAAGGAAGACUUUGUGCUGCAGAAUGAAGAGGCAUCUGCCAAAUAUUGCCAGGCUGAGCUUAAGCGGCUUUCAGAGCUCUUGAUGGAAAGUAUUUCAAGGGGAACUUUCUUUGUUCCUGGAGGGCACAAUAUCUACUUAGAAGCAAAAAAGAAGAUUGAACAGGACUAUACACUAGUGCCCAGAAAAGGAAUUAAGGCAAACGAGGUCCUCCAGAGCUUCCUGCAGUCACAGGUGGUUAUAGAGGAAUCCAUCCUGCAGUCAGACAAAGCCCUCACUGCUGGAGAGAAAGCCAUAGCAGCUAAGCAGGCUAAGAAGGAGGCAGCUGAGAAGGAACAGGAGCUGCUAAGACAAAAACAGAAGGAACAGCAGCAAAUGAUGGAGGCUCAAGAGAGAAGCUUCCAGGAAAACAUAGUCCAACUUAAGAAGAAGAUGGAGACGGAAAGGGAAAACUAUAUGAGAGAGCUGAGAAAGAUGCUGAGUCAUAAGCUGAAGGUCCUAGAAGAACCACUUACUGAAGGAUUCAAAGAGAUAUUUGAGUCAUUAAAUGAAGAGAUUAAUCGACUGAAAGAAGAGAUUGAAGCAGCUGAAAAUGAAGAGCCCUCAGUGUUUUCACAGAUUCUUGAUGUGGCUGGCAAUAUGUUUAUUGCAGUGCUACCUGGGGCUGCUAAGUUAGUUGAUUUAGGGAUGAAAAUUCUUAGCUCUUUUAUGUAAUAGGCUGAGAAAUCCUGGUAAGAAAAUUAUGAAAUGAGGUUUCUUUUGUUA
Molecule: messenger RNA, 1932 nt
Organism: Chlorocebus sabaeus (green monkey)
Lineage: Eukaryota; Metazoa; Chordata; Mammalia; Primates; Cercopithecidae
Product: guanylate-binding protein 7
Molecular function (GO): GTP binding; GTPase activity
Source: RefSeq, a predicted model, not a curated record